This is a messenger RNA of Symbiodinium necroappetens, 678 nucleotides long. The record is from the annotation of a GenBank genome assembly. Lineage: Eukaryota; Dinophyceae; Suessiales; Symbiodiniaceae.
AUGCUCAUGAUGCUUAGUGACUUACUGAUCUACACGCCUGCGACCCUACCAUUGCAGGACGUCAGCAAUGGUGACAAUCCAACAGUCAGUCUCGUCGACGUCAUUGCAGACCACACCGAUGAGAAAGACUUCGAGGACGAGGCCGAAAUCGAUCGGGGCUUUCAGUUCAUUCAAAAUGAGGGGCCGCGUCCUGCGACUGAGAUGGCGCAGCUCCGCUGGAUGACAAAAAAGGCCGGUGCCAGCAAGUCACCUCUCGGUCGCAGUGUUCCCAUGGCCCAGGUGCGCAGCAAUCAGACGCGGCUCAAUUCUCGAGGCGGCAAGGAGCUCGACGACAAGUACUUGGAUCAGGGAGCUCUCCGCAGACGGAGUGGGCACUUUGCGUUCGUGAGCACGAAAGUUACUCCGAGGACAACCAACGGCUUGAUCGACUUGGACUCGCCCGAGCGCCCAACCGCAUCCUUCUCUCGCAUUCCAGUCAAUGUCUCACGCGUUCGCCUCGUACCAGACACAGAAACCGCCGCGCCAGCAGCUUUUUCUUCAAUGGGACCGCCCACUGCUGUCAUGCCUGAGCUUGAAAACUUUAUGGAUCCAGAAGACGAUGCCGCUCUCGAUGCUGUUGCGACGCAGAAGAAGAUGUUGUCGAAGAAAAGGACCAUAUGGACAUUUCUUCGAGGUUGA